CAAGCUGGGCAAGUGCCCAAAUUAAUCUUAAUUUUUAGCUUUUACCUAAGGCUAUGACCGCUAAGCCUGAGGCCCUGGCGCUGGUUUCCCGGAGUAGUUUUCGUGACUGACCUGCCCUUUUUUGACCUAGUGAUGUGCUUUCCUAUGCAGAGCGUGAAAUUCUGGAUAUGCCCGUCUAGAAGCUGCAGGAGCUGCUUUUAUCUUGCGAAUUGUUUGGAUACUCAAAGAAGAUUAUUUGAAGACUGCUUUUGGAUGGAAUGGAUCCCAGUAGUGACUACCAUUUCCUCAAUCAGAUUUUGUGGAGAAGGGUGAAACUCACAUUGGUUUGUGGCGUCUUUGAGGGAGUGCUCCAGCAUGUGGACCCUAACAAGAUUGUUGUCCUAAAAAAAGUGAAGAAUGUGGAGACUGGUCGAAGUAUCCCUGGAGUGAAGAUGUUUUUUGGGCAUGAGAUUGUGAAUGUGGAACUACUGGAUGAAGUGGAACAAGGUUCAGUGAGAGAAAAGACGUCUGUUAGUCCAAAUACAGGAAGAACCAGGAUAGAUAAAAUGAAAGAUGCAGAACUAAAUGCAUGUGAACUUUCAUCAUCUGGUCCUGAGGCACCAGUCACCUCUCUACUGAAUGACCUCAAGUACAGCCCAUCGGAGGAAGAAGAGGUGACAUACACAGUUAUUGAUCAGUUCCAGCAAAAGUUUGGGGCUGCAAUGCUCCACAUCAAAAAGCAGAGUGUCCUAAGUGUGGCAGCAGAAGGAGUUAAUGUGUGUCGUCAUGGGAAACUAUGUUGGCUCCAGGUGGCUACAAAUAGCCGAGUUUACUUAUUUGACAUUUUCCUUUUGGGAAGUCGUGCUUUCAACAAUGGACUUCAGAUGGUAUUAGAAGACAAGAGAAUUUUGAAGGUUAUCCAUGAUUGCCGUUGGCUUUCUGACUGCCUCUCUCAUCAGUAUGGAAUUUUGCUGAAUAAUGUCUUUGACACACAGGUAGCAGAUGUCCUUCAAUUUUCCAUGGAAACAGGUGGCUUUCUUCCGAACUGCAUUAGUACCUUGCAGGAGAGUUUAAUCAGGCACCUCAAAGUAGCCCCUAAAUAUCUCUCUUUUCUGGAAGAGAGACAAAAACUAAUUCGGGAAAAUCCAGAAGUGUGGUUCACAAGACCUCUUUCACCCUAUUUGUUGAAAAUUUUAGCUUUGGAAGCCACCUACUUGCUACCCCUUCGCUUAAUACUCCUGGAUGAGAUGAUGUCUGACCUCACUACACUGGUAGAUGGGUACUUGAAUACCUACCGAGAAGGAUCAGCAGACCGUCUGGGAGGCACAGAGCCUGCAUGUAUGGAUCUUCCAGAGGAACUGCUUCAAAUCACAAACUUCCAGAAGCAGCGUAGAGAGCGAGCUGCCAAAGAAUACAGGAUGAAUGCACAGGGACUCCUAAUAAGGACAGUGCUAGAUCAAAAAAAACCAGUGACAGAGACAGCAGAGAAAGAGGGAAGAGUAAGAGGUUUCUCACUUGGUAAAAAUUCUAGGCUACACAAAGCGCCAAAUUUUACCUGUCAUGGGGAUAUAAAUUUGCUGAAAGAGGAAUCUAUGAGUAAAACAACGGCACCUCAACAUCUACCUCCCAUGGAGGAAGGAGAAGCCAGUGAGGUCUCCGGAAACAAACUCAUUUGCCUGGAGUCAAAGGGGUUGGAAGAAGAGAGAACAACUCAAAAAGAGCAACUUCAGGUACCAAAUCAUAAGUUUGAAACAAAUUUAUCUUUAAAAGAGGAGAUAGAACAGUUGCUGACGGUAGAAAACAAGGAAGAUUUCAAAUGCGUAAUACAAGAUGAUUCAUUGUCUCCUUCCCUUCCUCAGGAAACUGGAGUGUCGCCAAGUGACACCUUUCAUACUUUUAGAAAAGCUGUGCUUUCCACACUUCCUCCUUGUCCAGCUUUGGAGAAGACUGAUUCCUGGUAAACGCUUCUCUAGAUCAGCUUUAGUGAUCUGCUGUUUGUUCCUCAGGCCAUAAAGAGGGUUCAUUCCCUCUGCCAUAAGGGCCUGCCUCACUGUUUAAGUAUCUCAUGUAUAUUUAGUUAUAUCUCUAUCACAGGCUUGGGGAAAAAAAUAAUAUUCACUUACUCCUAUAUUCCUGGCAUUUGAUUAGGAUGGAAAUAAGUUAAAUAAUUAAAGAAGUAAGUGUUCUGAUUAUGUGACUGCAAAAAUGUUCUCAGUGGCCAGUGAAUUUUUUUUUUUUAAUUUGGAUUUAGGGUUUGAAGAAGGAAAAAAAUCU
Molecule: messenger RNA, 2253 nt
Organism: Condylura cristata (star-nosed mole)
Lineage: Eukaryota; Metazoa; Chordata; Mammalia; Eulipotyphla; Talpidae
Gene: EXD1
Product: exonuclease 3'-5' domain containing 1
Exons: 12
Coding region: 258-1940 (560 amino acids)
Biological process (GO): nucleobase-containing compound metabolic process
Molecular function (GO): nucleic acid binding; 3'-5' exonuclease activity
Source: RefSeq, a predicted model, not a curated record